Molecule: messenger RNA, 5390 nt
Organism: Sebastes umbrosus (honeycomb rockfish)
Lineage: Eukaryota; Metazoa; Chordata; Actinopteri; Perciformes; Sebastidae
Gene: tbc1d2b
Product: TBC1 domain family, member 2B
Exons: 13
Coding region: 70-3000 (976 amino acids)
Source: RefSeq, a predicted model, not a curated record
GGAAACAGAAGGAGUGGGCAUCCGCCGCCGUGCAGCAAGAAGAAGAAGAAAAAGAAACUUCGAGGAAAGAUGCACGAAGAGGAGGAUGGCAGCGAAGAAGCAGCACAACACUCCUGCACAGCGGCCCGGAUCGUGGCCUCCAGGUCGGUGGAUGUCGCCGAGGUGGAGGGAGCCAGAGACCAGGCCAACAAGCUCUGCGGAUACUUGAACAAACUGUCCGGCAAGGGGCCCCUGAGGGGUUACAAGCCGAGGUGGUUCGUGUACGAUCCGAGGAAGUGUUAUUUGUAUUACUUCAAGACUCCCCAAGAUGCCUUGCCUCUCGGACACAUCGAGAUAGGAGAUGCGAGCUUCAGCUACGAUGUGGAAGGAGAAGAGGGUCAGUUUGAGAUCCGCACAGCUGGCAAGGAGUUCCUCCUGAAGGCGCCCACCAAGCAGGUGAUGCAUUACUGGCUCCAGCAGUUGCAGCAGAAACGUUGGGAGUACAGCAGCACACGAGGCUCCGGUCAGAGAGACAGCUGGAGCUCCCCGACCCUGGCCUACCCUCCCACCGGCCUUGUAGGCAAAGACAAUGAUGUGGUCUUUGAGAAGCUGAGUGACAGCAUGGAGAAGGUCCGCAGCGACUUUGCCAUGGAGACAGACACAGAUGGCGGUGGGAUGGUGGGGAUCCAGUCCGCCAGAGGGCCUUCUGCUGCGUCCACAAACCCCCUCAACUUCUCCCUCAAAAACUUCGGUACAGAACUCAGGAACUCCAUGUCUUAUCUGCGGCCGGGCAGGGGAGGUGAGAGCAGACGCAGUGUGUUUUAUACCCAGAGCAGCCACAGUGCGGAGGAGUGGGAACUGGUGGACGCUCCACCCAAGGACUUCCCCGAACAGAAACAUCAUCCAGACACACACAGACAUUCCUUUGGAUCAGCGUUUGCUUUCGACUUUGCGCGCAACUCGUCGCGGACUAAGAGGCCUUUGCUGAUGGGCAAAGGCUCCGGGAGGUUCGGGCGCAGUGCUGAGACGCGCAGUGCCGAGAACUCCCCGGUGGAGUGUAACGGCAGCAAACCUUUCGAGAUGCAGCUUCGCCUCCAGAGCCAACAGGAAGAACUGAGCCGCAUGCAGCAGGAACAGGCCAAACUCAGAGAAGAGCUGGCCAGUCAGAAGGAGCUGGUGAGACUUCUGCAGCAGACUCUGAGGACCUCCCAGUGCGACCGGCAGCCAGCACGCCGUCCACCCCCGCCUCCAGAUUCAUCUGUGGCUUCAGACCAGACUCAAGGUUCGGCAGUAACCAGCCAGGAAGACGUCGCCCAGUUGGAGGCCCUGCUCAAGGAGAGAGACGAACAGAUCCAGUCCCUGUGUGGCCACAUGGAGCGUCUCGCCUUGGAGAAGGAGAGUCUGCAGCAGGAGCUGAAGGGCCUGAAGAUAAAGGUUGGGGAGAUAAACGACCAGCUGGGGAUGCUGAUGGAGACCAUCCAGGCCAAGGAUGAAGUCAUCAUCAAGCUGUCGCAGGAGAGCGACGAGCAGAGCGGCAAUUCAUGCGACGGUUCACCACCGCCAAACAAAGAUCAGCACGAGGUGGACAUCCUCAAGGACAGUCUUCAAGGCUACAAAUCCCAGAACAGGUUCCUGAACAAAGAGAUCCUGGAGCUGACAGUAUUACGCAGAAACGCAGAGAGUAGAGAAAAGACUUUAGAAGCAAAGUAUACGGCCCUGGAGGCCAAGCUGUGUCAGGUGGAGAGUAAGUAUCUGGUGCUGCUUCAAGAAGUGAAGAACCCGGUGUGUUCCUCCUCGGAGCAGAGCCCGGCUCGAGAAGUCAUCUCCAGAUUAUUAGAGGAUGCGCUGCAGGUGGAGAGCUCCGACCAGCACGAGCACCCCAUCUUUAAACCAAACACUGUCAGUGAAUACGACACGUUUGGCUUCAAGACGGUCCCCGAGGAGGAGGAAGAGGAGGAGAAGCUGGAUGCGAAGGUGAGAGCUCUGGAGCUGAAAUCCCUGUCCAUGACGGAUCAGGAGGUGUCCGUCGGGGUGAAGUGGGAGAACUACCUAACCAGCACCGUGAACAGAGACCUGGUGCGCGCCCCUGAGCUCAAGGGCCUGUUUCGCUACGGCGUGCCCCACGAGCACCGGUCCCAGGUGUGGCGCUGGUGUGUCGCCUUCCAUGUCAAGAAGUUUCGGGACCACCUGGCGCCCGACUACUAUGAGACCUUACUAAAUGUGGCACGGGACAAGCCCAACCCGGCCUCGAAGCAGAUCGAGCUGGAUUUGCUUCGUACUUUGCCCAACAACAAGCACUACUCCUCCCCGAGUGCAGGCGGCAUCCAGAAACUCAGGAACGUCCUGAUGGCUUUCUCCUGGAGGAAUCCAGAUAUCGGCUACUGUCAGGGGCUGAACAGGCUGGCAGCUAUUGCAUUGCUCUAUCUGGACCAAGAGGACGCCUUCUGGUGCCUCAUAGCCAUCGUGGAGGUCUUCAUGCCGAGAGACUAUUACACCAAGACUCUGCUCGGCUCACAGGUUGACCAGCGUGUGUUCAAGGACCUGAUGAGUGAGAAGCUCCCCCGGCUUCAUGCCCACUUUGAGCAGUACAAGGUAGACUUCUCCCUUAUCACCUUCAACUGGUUCCUGGUGGUGUUCGUGGACAGUGUGGUGAGCGACAUCCUCUUCAAGAUCUGGGACGCCUUUCUAUAUGAAGGUCCAAAGAUCAUAUUUCGCUUCGCCCUCGCUCUCUUCAAGUACAAAGAGGAAGAGUUUUUGAAGCUGCAGGACUCCACCGCCAUCUUUAAAUACCUUAGAUACUUCACACGCACAAUCCUGGAUUCAAGGAAGCUGAUGAACAUCGCUUUCGGGGACAUGAACCCGUUCCCCAUGCGCCAAAUCCAGAACCGCCGCUCCUUCCACCUGGAGAAAGUCCGUCUUGAGCUGACCGAGCUGGAGGCGAUCAGACAGACCUUCCUCAGGGAGAGGGAGACGACUCAGGACAGACGGAGCUUCGUCAGCGACGAUGAGGAGGAUAACUGACCUUAAGCUUGUCGCAUAUGAAGACAGAGAGAUCAUUGCCAUAGAUACGCCAGUGACGUGUCGCAGUUGUAAAGGGAUUUUUCCUAAAGGAUUGUUGGAGUUAGUCUCCGAAUUAGCCGGACCAAUCAACUUAAUAUUCAUUUUGAGUGAAAACGCAUCAAAAGACCAAAACAUUGCAGGCUGAAAAGGCUUUCUAUAUCAGUAUUCCUGCCUUUUUUUUUUUUGUAAAUGCUUUAUUUGUUGUAUGCUUGUGUGUUUACGUGGCAGCCAAAACAAAAUGCCUUAUCCACGGCUCUUCAACCUUCAAUGCCAAGCUGCACUCUUGCAGUCCGAAUCAGUAUUUUUUAAAACCAUGGCUGUGAUCUUUUAAUAGUUUGUGAUUUUAUGCCUGUUGAAGGAAUGAUUGUAUUUUUUUUUUUACUACUCUUGUUUUCAUUUUUGCUUUCUCUGCCUACAGUUCCUUUCUUAAAAUUGUUUACUCAAAUUUAUAUUUUCCACAUUGCCACUCAACAGCACAUCUUUUGUGUUUGAUCCCUGUGUUUCUCAAUGCACUUGAAUCACUUAUGCUGAAAUUCAAAUGUUGCUGAAACUUAAAGUCUUAGAGCCUUCUGAUCACGAAUCAUUCCAGCCUCUAGCGGAGUUUGUGGUUCAAAAGAAUACACACAAAGCGUGAUUUAAAGCGUCCCAUGUAUUAUCACUUCCAUACAUGUAGAACAUUUUGGGGAAGAGUGUAUUUUUGUUUUCAUUAUCUCAGGAUUCAGAUCAAAUAACUAGAGACACACCAGUUAAGCCAUCAUAGUAACAACUGGUGUCAGCCGGUGUUGUCUUUUUAAGUAAUAUUGGUCAUUACAGUUUAUCUGUCCAUAUUUGGGAGAUUGUUUUUUCUAGGAGUAUCACUCUUAAUAUGUUAUUUUAUACCUAAAUACCACUUAAUUACUUAAUAUUCUUAAAGAAAUUUUUGUUUUGCACCUACAUUUGUACUUAAACUAAAGAAAAAAAUUGUGUAACAACCACUGGAAUUGGUUUAGAGAAUAUUUAGAAAUCGUCAUUGACUUCAAAAACACCAUAUCAGUGAAUCCCUACAAAUUAUUUUAUUAUAACUAUUCUAAAAGUCUGUGUAUUAAGAUUAAUUUGCCUUGCCUUGUUUUAGUUAUGUUCUUGACUUUUCCGAACAUUAGUUGGGGUUGUUGGGUGUUUAAAGGAUUCAAUUUCCCGUGACUAAAACCUAUUUUACAAGAUACACAGUACAUGUAUAACACUGGGAUUACUCUUCUGAUGUAUUUGCAUGUAUUGUCCACAGUGUGGCAGUAUAACAUCUGUCUACCCAGUGUUUACACUAGUUCACAGAAGCCCUUCACACAGUAUGGUGUUAGAGUUUAUUAUACCGUAUUGAUACAUGAUCGUUGUGCAAAAAUGGAAAUAUGAUUUGUAAUCCAUGAGGGAAGUGUUUCAGGAGAUUUCUAGACAUGUGUAGCAAUAUCUUUCCGUCUCCCACAUCCAGGUACUUAACAGAAGACAGUUUACUCUUUAGCACUGUGACCAUAUUCUCUAUUAAACCCGCUUUACAGUUUCUACUGUUAAAGUCUUGCUUAGAAAGAAACCAUGUUUAUAUCUGGUUAAUCAACAGUGUAAAACUGUUGUUUGAAUGGGAAUUUACAAGAGAGGAAGAAGUUUUUCUCACUUAGCCCCUUCUCUUGUGUGCUGAUUUAUUGUUUACAGUUUGUUAUAACUUUUAAUUUCCUUUUAUUUUUAUAUUACUUUGAGCUGUUGAAUGUUGAUUUUUCGUCGCUGUUAAUUACAAAAUGACUGCCUUUUCUCUGCUACAGUAUUGUCAGCUACAGCACCAUACCUGACUUUUUACCCACCUGAACUUGAGAACAAAUGGCAGAAUUGUGGUUGUUUUGACGAUUGAAAUGUGAAUGAAAAAAGACCCGUAGACGUAGAGAUUUAAUUUGUUUUUCUCCAUGAGAGCAGGUCUCUCUAGUGAUUUGAUCAGUUAAAGAUUAAAAAGUUUUUUAGGUCACACAUUUUGUCAAAGGGCUCAUACAGCAGGUUUGCUCAUAUUUGAAUACGCAUCUGUUCCAAGGCUAGUUUGCAUGCUUUUAUUUGUUUUCUGUCAGUUUCAUUUUCACAUGGAAUAAGCUACAUUUAAUGUCAUCAACUAUUCUUUCUUUCUUUUGCUUUUCCCAGCAAUGUAUUUGCACAAGAUGACUUCAAAAAACUAUAGUGCACUUCACUUUUCCUAUGUAAAUCUCUACAGUAUCUUGUUCAUUUUAAUCUAUCAUUUAAUGAUGAAUAAUGCAAAGCUUUUAUGUUACAGAAUUACUUUAUGCCACUGUAUGUUUUUACCAGUUGAAAGACAAAUUCAAUAAACAAUGGCUGACUGAGUA